CUCCAUUUGAAUCUUUGAAUCCAUUCUGUGCCCCUUUCCCCUUCCUUAUCUCCUGCACAUUGUCUUCCUCUUCCGCUGACUCACAAUUCACUCACAUUUCUCUGCCUCUGAGUUACUCAACCACCCAUUUACCCACAGCCAUGGCCUUCGCAGGAACCACCCAGAAGUGCAUGGCUUGCGACAAGACUGUCUAUUUGGUCGACAAGCUCACUGCCGACAAUCGCGUCUUCCACAAAGCUUGCUUCCGCUGCCACCACUGCAAAGGAACCCUCAAGUUGAGCAAUUACAAUUCGUUUGAAGGGGUUCUGUAUUGCCGCCCACACUUCGAUCAGCUCUUUAAAAGAACAGGAAGCUUAGCCAAAAGCUUCGAAGGAACACCGAAGAUUGGGAAGAAGCCAGCUGAUUCUGAGAAACCAGCGGCGACCAGGGUUGCAAGCAUGUUUGUCGGCACCAAAGACAAGUGCCUUGGCUGUAACAACACUGUUUAUCCGACCGAGAAGGUUUUAGUGGAUGGAACCUCGUACCACAAGAGCUGCUUCAAGUGCUGCCAUGGCGGAUGUACAAUCAGCCCAUCAAAUUACAUCGCACACGAAGGCCGACUCUACUGCAAACAUCACCACACUCAGCUCAUCAAAGAAAAAGGAGACCUGAGCCAGCUUGAGGCAAACCAUUAAAGAACCACGCAUUCACAGACCCUUUUGCAUAUUUUCAGCUGUCUUCCUUUUUGUUCCCGUUUUUCUGCUGUUCCUUUACCUGACCUUUAGCACAAAGCUCCCUUUUUGCUGUAAUUGCAUUGAAAUUUGAACGUUAUGUUAAAAACA
Cucurbita moschata (crookneck pumpkin) is the source of this 821-nucleotide messenger RNA. Its product is annotated as LIM domain-containing protein WLIM1-like. Gene Ontology annotation, biological process: actin filament bundle assembly. The transcript is spliced from 5 exons. The record is from RefSeq and is a predicted model, not a curated record. Gene Ontology annotation, molecular function: actin filament binding. Bases 141 to 674 code for a protein of 177 amino acids. Gene Ontology annotation, cellular component: plasma membrane; actin cytoskeleton. Lineage: Eukaryota; Viridiplantae; Streptophyta; Magnoliopsida; Cucurbitales; Cucurbitaceae.